GUCUGCAUGCAGUAAGCCUACACUGUACUACCAGGAAAUCAGCGGAGUAUGAUUACGAGGAAUUCCGCACGCGGAAGCGGAAAAGACGUCGCUUUAAAUUAAAAAAAAAAUCCCAUUCUCCCUCAGAGCAUUUGUAGUUUUUCAACAGAACUUGAGUUGUGACAGCGUCGGUAAUCAUGCUGUACGCAUUGAUCGGUUGAUAAGUGUGUCAAGAAAAGGCAGAAAUGAAUGGGACCAUGGAGCAUCACGACAACGAUCGAGUGACCGACAUCAAUGAGUUCUGCGAAGUGGAAGCGCAGAAGGCAGCGGCGACUUUCGCCGUGGCUUACCACCAGUUCAUCACUGAGAAUCCACCGAUGGAUGGCGUGCCCGUGGACGAGAGCAGGUUUGCACGGCGAUUUGCCGAUCACUUCCUGGACCACUUCGAGACUGAGGUCCGCCGGGCCUAUAACACCGUCAGCCCGGCCGAGCUAAAGGAGGAUCGGCGGAACGCCAACGACGGCGACCCGACCGGCAGCAGCCCCGCCAGCCCCACGGACUCGGAGGGCAACGCCAACGUGAAUACCAGGCUCUUGUCGGACUCUGGACCGCCUGGAAGUAGGAACGGUACCACAGCUAUGUUCAACGGGGACCCUGUUGUCAACAGCCGCUACUCCAGCAACUCAAGCCUUGAUGGCAACCACAGCAGCAGAAACAUUAACUCUGUCCAUCAUGUUAAAAACGAGGUCAGCAGACUCCCCAGGAAAUUUUCUUUCCGAAACAUGACAGAGAAUGUUAUCAAUCGCUUUCGAAAGGCUCACCAUAGCUCCAACCAGGGCCGGGAUCGAGGGAUAAAGUAUAACCCAGAAGACGUUGUCAGAGAAGGAAUUGUGAAUUUUCUGACAGGGGAGGACUUACAAGGAAGACAGAAGUGGGAACGAAGUCGACUAGUUCUUGUCAAACGGCUUGAGGGGCACAUGCUGGAUUUUUAUACCCCGCCCAAGUCCAACAAGCCCAGGAACGGUAUCUUUUGCUUCCUAAUAGAAGAAGCCAGGGAAACAACUGCUCUGGAACUACCCGAAAAGGAUAACACAUUUGUCUUGAAGGGAGACAACAGCCUUGAAUUUGUCAUCGAAGCACAGAGCAUGCAAGACAUGCGCUCCUGGCUGACCAACAUUCAGGCCUGUAUGCAGUUGCCCAGUUUACCAAGGAGACCCUUACCCAGUGUGCCUCAUUCACCUGAACCACCAGCCACUUCUGGCUCCUUCAGUUUCUUGAGACCAAAACCCAAUCUCACAGUUCAAAUACCCCAACCUGAAUUGUCACCGGAUGGCCCCAACUCCCGAAGCCCCCUCACCCCAGAGCACUCCUUUGAGGGCUUCUCCAGCCAGGAUCCCAACCCACCCAUCUCCCCGCCGCCACGGAUCCCACCUCGGCGUCGCCAUGGCAACAGUCCGGAUCGGCUGCCCAGUGGGGGCUCAGAUGGGCCCGUGACCCCGGAAUUGCCCUCUAUGCAGAUGCAGGCCAGGCCACUGGACGGAUCAAAUCAGAACAUCAAUUUGGAACUAGAAGAAACAGCCACGGUGUCCGAUCACCCUCUGAAUGAGUACCCAUGGUUUCACGGCACCCUGUCCAGGGUGGACGCUGCCAAGCUGGUUCUGCAGGGAGGCAACACAAGGCACGGUGUGUUCCUGGUCAGACAGAGCGAGACACGGCGCGGGGAGUGCGUACUGACAUUCAACUUUCACGGCAGGCCCAAGCACCUCCGACUGACACUUGACCUCAGUGGGCGUUGUCAGGUCACCCACAUGUGGUUUGAGAGCAUCUUUGACAUGCUGGAUUACUUCCGCUCCAACCCCAUCCCACUGGACAGCCGGGACGGGGCCAGCCAGCCCGACGUCACCCUGACGGAGUUCGUGCCCAACGCGCAGUCGGUCAGCACCCCCAGCACCCCGCUCACACCCGCCACGCCUGAGGCAGGUGUCAACCGAGACAGUGGGGGCGGGGGCAGUGGCAGUGGGCUGGGUAACCCCAACUCCCUCCUGGUCUCCUCCAACGAGUUCCUGGGCUCGGGCAGCCAGUUCUCCCUGUCCAUGAACUCUGGUGGCCAGUCGCCUUCUCCCCUGGACGGCCAGGGUAGAGGCUCCUCCACCAGAGCCGUCAAAAACCAGUAUUCAUUCGUCUGACGUUUUGUGCACGGAAGUGUGAAGACUUGAAACUUUUUUUGAAUGUUGACAUGUGUACAACCACAGUGAAAUCCUACAAGGUAGAAGUGGUGGUGGGAGUGAUGUUGACAAUUUUGGAUUUGAGAUCUUGCUGCAAUGAAUUGGUUGCCACACCUGUACCAUAAUGUGCAUUUGACCAAACAUAGUCAGUGCCUGGCACGCUCACAUUGUAGUUUAGUUCAUUGCAAAUCCUUAAACACUAUUACUCUCGGUUUUUGUUUCUGAAGUCAAGGCUAAUUUCCUGUAAAAGGAUUGUAAAAAGAGACACGGCACAUCUGUGUCCUCUUAAAGUGUCAGUGACUUGUCCUUAGCUUGCAAAUUUACGAGCAAAUCAAGCUCUUCGUCAUACAUCCACACUAUUUCCUGUCCAAUAGACAUUCUUACAUGUUCAUGUAGAUGUGGUGAGUAUGCACAUGUCAACGAGCCCACUAGGGAUCAGCACUGCACACCGUACUUUAUGCACAUGUUGCCUACAUUUAUGAUUUCUUCUUUACCACAUGCUGUAUGUCUCUCCUGCUCUCCGAAUGGCCUAUAAUUUCUAUUUCAGAUGGUAACAUGAACCACACACAACUUCUUGUGUGGCAGGCAGUAAAUGUUUUUAUUUCACUCAAAUUUUUUUUAAAAACUUUCAACAAGGGAUGCACCAUUCCAACGUUGUGUUUGUAGUUUUUCAAAGUCGUUGUUUUAUUUGACACAGUGGAGGGAUUCAGCACUCAUUUGGGGAGAAUGUUGCUGUGAAAUAUUUAUAUUUUGGUAUUUGAUGAUAUGCAAGUGUUAUUUGCUCAGCAGGGUCUUGAAAGUGACUUGCCAAAAAUGUGCACAAAAACUUUGAAUCCUUGAUUCAAACUAAGAUCUUGUUGAAAGUCAAGAUUAUUUCCAACCAGUCCACAACAGAACCACCAAACAUCAGCAUUUAAUCUCUUGCAACAAAUUUUCUAUAAAUCUGUGACCCCUACAGUUAAUAUGCAGACAUUAGUGGACCAAUCAGGAGAAAGGGAAAUCAGGGAAUCUGUAUUUAUGUGGUGUGGGAGGGGGAGAGAGAGCCAGGUCUCAGCUCUGGGAGUGUACCUGUCCAUGCAGUUGAUUUUCAAGUAGGAGAAAAAUAGUAGACUAAAGUGCAAAUGGAUCUUCAAGUGCUCUCCUCCAGUUUUUUGCACCCCCCGAGUGAUGCAGGGCAUUGCUGCUAUAUCUCUGAUGAAGGAUGCAUGGAAGUGUCACUAUUUUUGAGAUUCUUGGCUAGGCUAAGAAGCACCCUACUACAUAUACAUGAAUUUGCCAUUGGAUGGAUACAAGUAUUUGCAGUAAAGUAGGUUGCUCAAGGACACAGUUGGUGUAGUUUCCACAUCAGGAUGAGUCUGCAGAUGCACUAGGCACAACAAUGUCGUUAUAUUCGGAAUGGCUUCAGGAAGUGUGGUAUUAUUCUAGCAUGUGGUCUGCCAUUGUGUUUAUAAAUUUUGUUUUUGUUUUUUUUUUACCAAAGGAGCAGAUAGAUUUCCUUAUAUAUUCACUGCUUCUUUUUCUGUGUUCUUUGGACGUGGAAGGGCAAACACAUUGUGGAUAAUUAUAGUUCAUCUCUAUCUGUAUGUAGCAUGACAUACAUGAGUAACUUACAGGUUUUUCAGGAGGGAAAUUACACACGGAAUGCAGUGCACGCCACAAACAAAGAAGACGUGCAAAUGUCCAUUAUGUAUUUUGUUCGCAUUCAGAAGAAAGCCUUCCUGAGGUUCAUGCGAGUUUUGCAGCUUUCUUGUGGGAAAACGUUAAUGGCUUAGAUUAGUGGCAAAAGGACUUUGUGUGAAACCCAAAAGUAGUUUUUUCGUGAUUUUUUUUUCAGGGAGAGGACUGAAAAGCUUGUAUAAUUUUGUUUACAUACUUAUCUUUGUUACAAUCAAUAAGACACAGCCCUGAAAUCCUCUGGGUUUUGAACAUUAUUGAUCGAAAGCAGUAAUUGGAUAACUCCUCGCUUCUAGCAUGCCAAGCUUGGCUUGUAUCUGAAAUUGAUUUCUGAAAAAAAGAUGCACUACAAUUGGUAUUUUCCAAGUCUCCAAGCACAAGAGCUUGUGUAAUGCAACCACAAAUUUGGGCCAGUUUUUGGAAACUUCCAAAAUGGUUUCUGCAAAAAUACGAAUAAAUUCUCUGAAACUACAUGUAUGGAAAUGUCGUAGCGGAUGGUCAAUAGUGGAAACCGGGUAAAAGGAAAAACAGAUCCAUUUGCGUUCAUGUGCAUUUUCAGAGAACAGUUUACUGUGAGGAAAUACUCGUGGGAAAGAGACAAAAACAGGAUGUGCCCACCUGUAGAAUUUCUAUAAUUAUGAACAUCACAGGAUGAGCAACUUUCCCUCUGACGACUACAGCCGUCUUCUGAGGAUUUAUCUCUGGGUCUGAGAGAUACUUCCCUUAGUCAGCCUUUAGAUGCUGAACCUCCAUUAAGACUUGGGUCCACCUGUUGCCAUUAAUUGUCCCCCGCCCUUUAGACUACAGGCACUUACCAAUAGAGUUCUGUACCUGUAUUUGGUCUGACUAUAAAACCUGAGUGCUCAGUGUGCUACCAAGGUACACAGGAUCACUGUGUUUCUUCUCUUUUUUUGACGAUAUUAGAAAUGAUAACUGUCAUGCAGAAAAUUAAAACUUGACUGAUUUGUAGUACAGUGGAUAGCUAACUCUUUGUAAUGGAGUGGAGAAAACAAUUCAUACUUGGUGCUCAGUUUCGUUUUACCAAGUCUGUGUGAUUAUUUUUGAUGAUGUCUCGGCUACAUUUAUUUGGCACCAGGAUCCGAUUUCACAGAGUGGAUGGGCAGUAAAUUUACAUCCGCCGAUGAUGAUGAUCUUUGCAGAUCCACAAGUGUCAUUUACUGCUGGCCUAGGGGCUGAACCUGACACACCAAAAAAUGCCCCCCGGUCGGUGUCAAGAUUUGUAAAAGACGUCACACCCAAGUCAUCUUUGAAUUGCCUUCAUAUCCUACCAUUACUAUGAAGUUCUAUUGUACGCUAAGCUGUGUGAAGGACUACUGUUGCAGAAAGUUUUGUGUGAAUGCUGUGUUUUUUCCCCUUCUUUUCACUUGGUAAGAUUCUUGAUCACUACACCUGAUUCUGUUCACCAUUUCAUCCCUAUAUCAAGUCGUAAGUAUCUCCAGCUGCUAGGCAUGAGCUAUGAUGUCCUUGAAGUUUGUCCUCUAAAGGAAACUCGGAAUGAAUGAGAUGACUUGCCCUUGUCAAAUGCUGUAAUCUACUUCAUGACAGACGAAACUAGAAAUAAAAUAUUUACUCCCCAAAAUAAGUUGUCAUUAACUCUGGUAUUUCUUUCAUAAGGGCUACCAAGGUGCUUUUGUUUACUUGAUUAGGACUACUCACGUGUUUGCAUCGAUGUUGUAUAUGUUAUGGCCACUUGCUCACAUGCAGUGAGGUAAUGUAUACCAACAGUACAGCAGUGACACAUUCAAAGACUGUACAGAGUAUAUACUUCAAGUAUGUAACAGCCAAGAAAUAUUUCAUCUUGCACCAAUAUGUUCACUUGUAUAUACUUUUGUGAUCACAGCUGUUUUUAGGAGUUUUGGUCUAACAGAACCCCUUUUUUUGUAAUUUUUACACGUACAUGUACAUAAGUAUAUAUUCUGUCUUGCCGUUUAAGCUUUAUUGUAAUACGAUUUGGCUCUGCAAGUUGUAUUUUUCUGAAUGCAAUCCUGUCUCAUGUCAAAAUCUGGCCUUGAAUUCUUUCUUAAUGUAGAAGGUUUUGAAAGAACUACUUUUUCAGUGAAAAUGUAUUAUGUAGAAGGACAAUUUGAAAUUUUUGCCUCAGUGUGGGGCAUCAACUUGAAAUAAACCCCCUCUUGACACUCAUUUUCAGAGACUUUAAGCCCCGACGGUAACCUUCUGUCAUGGGAACGAUUGGUCCCCAGAGUCACAGAUAGUUUAACAAAUCUAAAAUUGAAAUUGAAAACUUUGUAUUCAUGUAUUUAAAAGACUGUACAUACUAUGAUGAACAAAAACAGGGUUCUUCUUCUGAGAAUACGGGCGAUUCACAAUAGUGCGCCUCCAAGAGUUUGCAAUGCAUUGGCCAACCACAGCGCUUGAAAUCUGU
Acanthaster planci (crown-of-thorns starfish) is the source of this 6282-nucleotide messenger RNA. Its product is annotated as SH2B adapter protein 2-like. Gene Ontology annotation, cellular component: plasma membrane. The record is from RefSeq and is a predicted model, not a curated record. Gene Ontology annotation, biological process: intracellular signal transduction. Gene Ontology annotation, molecular function: transmembrane receptor protein tyrosine kinase adaptor activity. Lineage: Eukaryota; Metazoa; Echinodermata; Asteroidea; Valvatida; Acanthasteridae.